GUGAAAAGCCGGCGGCGGGCGCGGCCGCUCCCUUCUCUCCCGACGGCGGCAUCGGCGCGCCGCUGUGACGCGCAAAGCGCGCGACGGCCGGCGCGGCGGGGACCGGAGCACCUUGAGUGAUGCCCAAGAAGUUCCAAGGGGAAAAUACCAAGUCGGCUGCUGCCCGUGCAAGGAAAGCUGAGGCAAAGGCAGCAGCCGAUGCCAAACGCCAACAGGAAUUGGAAGAUGCCUACUGGAAGGAUGAAGACAAACACGUGAUGAGGAAGGAACAAAGGAAGGAGGAAAGGGAGAAGCGGCGGCUGGAGCAGCUGGAGCGCAAGAAGGAACUGCAGCGUCUGCUGGAAGAGGAAGACUCAAAGCUGAAGGGGAAGUCACCCAAGCAGGUCACUCCAGGCAAAGUCACCAGGGCCCAGAUUGAAGAGACUAUCAGAAAAGACCAGCAGCAGAAUGCAGACACAGUGGAAAAGGAGAAGACUCACUUGGAGGUUCCUUUGGAAGAAAACAUCAACAGAAGGGUGUUGGAGGAAGGAACAGUGGAGGCCAGGACGAUUGAAGAUGCCAUUGCUGUCCUCAGUGUUUCCAACGAUCUGGACCGGCACCCUGAGCGCCGGAUGAAAGCUGCCUUCACUGCUUUUGAAGAAGUCAAUCUGCCGCGCCUGAAGCAAGAGAACCCAAACAUGCGCCUGUCCCAGCUCAAGCAGCUCCUCAAGAAGGAGUGGAUGAAAUCUCCAGAAAACCCCAUGAACCAGAGGCACAAGGCUUACAACAGCCAAAAGUAGAACUAGAGCUGAUCAUCCCCCACAGACAGUGGGCUGGAGCCCCAGGGCUUUGCUCAGAUGAAAACAGGAGGCGCACGGAGCCUCCUCUCCUCUGUUUCCUUUCCCCACCUCCAUUUUCUGUCUUUUGCUGUUCUUGGAUUUAAGAUAAGCAUGAGGCCACAGCUCGCCUGCGGACCCUGCGGUGUCCUGCUCUCUUCACUUGGAAGGCCUGUCCCUCGCAUACUCACCUCUUGCCGGGCAGCUGGUGCAGAGUGACCUGGAUGGAUUAACACUACCUUUAUGCUUUUGAAUUCGGUUGUAUUACAGAAAAGCUUCUAACUUGCAUACAGAUCUUCAGUAUGGGCAGUGCUUGCACAGUGCACUGCUGCCUGCCGAGGCAGAGACCCCCAUGCUGCCUAGCACCGUGCAUUUAACCCCCUCCCACAGCCUGGACCUGAGCCAAAGUGCAUUUAUCCCUGUCUCUACCAUGACUGCACUGCACCCUUGUUUGCAAGAAUUCACCUUGCAGAACACAUCACAAGGAAAGCACCUGCUUUCUGUUGCUCAUGUCAUGUUUGGCACUGGGGUGUUCCUGAAGAGAUUCCGGGCUCGGAUUGGUGUUGGCCCUGCAUCCUGCUGGCUGCUUCUCUUGAUUUUGACUGGCAGCGUGUCAGAUGGGGAGGAGGAGCCACAAUGUGAGUAGAAGCUCUUAGUGCAGUGCUGUAUGGAGGAGAAAUCUCCUGCUGCUCAUUGAAGAUGAGAGGCUGAAAUAACCAGCGCAAAGCACAGCGUGGUCGCUGCUUUGUCUCUGCAGAGCAUGAGGUGCCAGACUUCUCUGCAACUUUCCUGAUGGCCUCACAACACACAUGGGCAGUCCUGAGCUUCAUGUGUCACUGGUGGGACAGGAGGGUUCCUAGUGGGGCUGCAACCCAGCUCUACACAAGACCUGUACCAAGAAGGGAAGCUGCUGCUUCUCCCAUCGCUUCUUCCCCUGCCUGCUCCCCAGCUCAGGCGAGGAAAUGCCCUGCGAGCCUGUGGAAGGGGAUGUGAAACUGUCAGCUCAGCAGCUUUCUCCUACCUCUGGACAGAAGGCACUAAUCUGGCUCUGUACGCUGCCUGUGCUCCCCUUGGGCAGGAGCCCCUUGUUUUGCCCACUGGCCCAGGCUUACAGGACUGCUAGUUUUAGUUAGCAGGCCUUACUGCCCCUCCAGUAACAGUAUGCAGGAUUGAGGUGAAAGCAGAGAAGAAACCAGUGAGCUCCCUUUAGAGGGCUGUGGCAGCACCCAGACAAGGGAGCAUGGCUGGAGAGGCUUUGCCCCAGGAGACACGGUGGAGUCCUGCCCCUUGCCUUAAUCAAGCAUUUGGUUUUCCUCUCUUCCUUCUCCCCUUGCAGAUUUGUUCUAGCCAUCGCCUUUGACAUGAAAUACCCUGCCUAUGAGGCCAUCCCAAAUCAAAGCCCUCGACAAGGCAGCGGUGGAGAUAAGGCCUCCAGCACCCACCAAAGUGUGCUGUCUCCUCUUGCCUUCUCCCGGCACAGGGCUGAGCAGUGGUACCUGUCCAAGAACCUCGCUGAGAGCAGCCCUGCGGGAUCCCUUGCGAUGUGACAGCUGGGUAUUUGGCUCCAUCGCCCUUUGGUGCUUAAGUGUGUGUAUAACUGGGGCUGCCAGGCCAAGACCUUUUGCUGUGGGGGACAAAUUCAUCGCUGACAUGACAUCCUGCAGUGAUGCUCUGGGUUGGCAGCUCAGGCUGUGGUUUCUUCUGAUGGUACUAAACAAACAGGGUUUAUCCUGAGCCAGGUGCCUGGGCAGUGUGCGGCCCUACAGCCUUACCCCUGCUGAGGGUGGGAAGGGUAGUAGGGGUGUCUCAUUUAAAGGCUGCAGCAGCAUUUGCACUUUGGCAGUGAAGGGAUUGGAGAUGGCUUAAAAACCUCACUCUGAAACAGAGAUCCUCCUGCUGUUCUUAGCUCCUGCUCGUGUUUUUUGCGGCUCUCCCAGGCCCUCUUUGUACCCUGCUUAUGUUUGCUGCAGAAACAGAAUGAAAACAUUGGGCCUGCCCCUCCCUGUUCUUCGCUAUUCAAGCAAGUCCAGCUGGUAAAGAUAGGGAGAAAUGCACAGGUUGUUUCCCCUUUUUUGUGAGAAGUUUGUGGUGUUUGAAUUCAAUUAAAAAUGGAAGAAAAAAUCUGUUAACCUGUUGAAGGAAUAAAGUGUUGGAAAAAUGCUGGCAUAAA
Molecule: messenger RNA, 2985 nt
Organism: Rhea pennata
Lineage: Eukaryota; Metazoa; Chordata; Aves; Rheiformes; Rheidae
Gene: CCDC124
Product: coiled-coil domain containing 124
Exons: 5
Coding region: 120-779 (219 amino acids)
Biological process (GO): transcription by RNA polymerase II
Cellular component (GO): nucleus
Molecular function (GO): transcription coactivator activity
Source: RefSeq, a predicted model, not a curated record